Messenger RNA from Sphaeroforma arctica JP610, 188 nucleotides. RefSeq lists its product as hypothetical. Lineage: Eukaryota; Ichthyosporea; Ichthyophonida. The annotation marks the transcript as partial. The transcript has a single exon. The record is from RefSeq and is a predicted model, not a curated record.
UAUUCCUGCUUGAGAUUCGGGCGAAGGUGCAGCGAUGUAUUGAUACGCGGAACAAGCUCAUAGAAACGCGAAGAAAGCACCGGGAAGAGCAGGAACUAUUGCAACGCAUGCAACUAGAGCAGAAACUCAAACUCAUGCAACAACAGGAGCAGUACCAGCAGUUCCAGCAGAGCCAGUACCAGAUGCAG